UUUAAGGAAAAAAAAAGGAUCAAUUUUUUAUCCGGUUAUAAUUUAUUUACUAAUAAUUAAUUAUUGUUCAGCAUAAGGUUAUUGUAUAUUUGAUAACAAUAUCAAAUUCGACAAUGGGCGACUGUUCUCCUGUGCAUAACGAAUGCAAUUCAUCUCUAACUUCAGAUACUAUCGACAACCCUUGCACGAUCCAUGAAAAGAUUAAAAGUGUAUUUAGUAAUGUUAGCAAUGAUUUAAGCGGUCGCUUCAUUCAGUUUUGGGCACCCAUUGUCAAAACAACAGCACCCGGGAAGUCAAGGCGGGUACUUUCAACUGCAAAUCAACCUUUUGCCUCACACAAGGACGACAACUCUUAUUUCGAAACAUAUAGGCUAUCUUGUUUGAGAUAUUUGUUUAGUGUUGAUGAUGUGCAUUAUGAUAAUUAUGAAUUUGAGGAAGGAGGUCAACUUAUGUUGAUCACAAGUUGUGGACCUGCCGCUCCGUUCCUCAAUCGUUUGCCAUCCGUUGUGAAUGCCUUGGUUACGUAUAGUCCAUUGACUGCUUCUCUGCCAUGUGAAUCGAUGAAUUCUUUAUUUAUGCCUGUUUUUUAUGGUCAUCCUUCUCAAAGGUCUACCUUUUGUGUCGGUGUUGUCGAGUGUUCUGUGAAGCCGCAGUCUGGUCUUCUUGGAAUUUUCAAAAAGUUGGUUAGUUCACUUGAGAGAGUUGGUCUGUGUACGUUUCAUGUGCAAGAAAGUGGCCCAUACAAGCUAAUGACUAUACGCAGCCACAAACAAACUACAAAUGAAAUUGAAAAGGCAUUAGAGAUAGUUUGUGAAUUGUAUGGUUUGCCUCUUGGUCAAGUUUGGAUCUCUUGUAAGAAUGAGAAUCUUUUGCCAUUUUCAUAUUUCUCAGGAGACACACUAACAAAACCAAAGUUUGCGGUCAAACUUUUUGGCUAUUGUUCUGAUUCGAGUCCGUCUUUCAUCAAGGAAUACCACGAGACUUGUGAUAAGCUUUCUUUUAAAUCGGGGAGUGGAGUUAAUGAGACGGCACUUGAAUUUCAAAUACCAAACUUCUGCGCAAAUAUUGAUAAGGUGACUGAUAAUGCGCUCCUGACGACAUUACUCCCUGAUUCCAUCAAUACUGAAUGUAGUUGUCUCGCCAUAUGCUUGAGGAGUAUUGACACCGGAGAAGAUGUGGAUUAUGUGUUUGAGUUCUUAUGGCCCCACAGUCGGAAGUAUUACAUGUUUUUGGAUUCUCUUUUAUUAACACUUAAGAGGUGUUUGCCCAGUUUUAAGUUUGCUUCUGAUGCACGACUCGGUGAUGAGUUAUGGAUUGUGGAUGUUGAGAAUCCUACAAGAACUGGUGUCGGACUUUCUAAGAUUCUCCAAGGAAACAAAACAUCACAGAUACUUAAAGCAUUGAAAGAAGGAAGGAGAUGGGAGGGUGAGGAAGCAGGAUAAAAUAUCUUACUGGGUUUGUGAAGAGAAAGUCGAGUGGAAUGUCGGACUCUGAAGUUGACUCGAACCAAGUAUAUAAAAGAACAAAACAAGAGCACUCCGCCGACAGCGACAGUGAGACAUCUCCAUACAAUGAGGAGCGAUUCAUAGUUUUUUUUAUGAAUGGCAACAGAACCCCUUAUAAAUCAUAUUGACAUCUCAUAUUUUAAAAAACUAACACUUUUUUAUACCAAAAAUAU
Molecule: messenger RNA, 1678 nt
Organism: Erigeron canadensis
Lineage: Eukaryota; Viridiplantae; Streptophyta; Magnoliopsida; Asterales; Asteraceae
Product: protein NLP6-like
Exons: 5
Coding region: 114-1442 (442 amino acids)
Molecular function (GO): DNA-binding transcription factor activity
Source: RefSeq, a predicted model, not a curated record